AUGGUUUUAUUAGGAGAUAUUAUACAACUGCAACAGAACUUUUCUAAUCUAACAACUUCAAUACCAAGUUUAGAUAAUCUAAUAUUUCAAACUCAAGUGAAAAACAAGAUUUAUGAUGUUCAGUCAGCACCUAGUUGUAAUGGCAUGUAUAUGGUAUUGUGCGCGUUAAUGGCAUCACAUUUGAGAGAGAAUAGACCUAUAGUAUUAAUUGAUACAAUGAACAAGUUCCCUUUACAAUUUCUUAAACUACAACCACAUUUUCAACAGUCUUGGUUAGAUAAUAUCACUUAUUAUAGAUGUGAUACAUUUGCUAAAUUAUACUCGACAUUGAUUGAUGUGACGAUACCGUCUGACACUAUACUUAUAAUAAACGAAUUUCAUCAAUUGUUGCAAGUGUAUAAAUUGGAAUUAUCUUCGAUAUAUGAAGAUCUUAUACUAAAACAUCACAUUGAAAUUAACGAUACAUUUAUUAACAAUAAAAAAACUCAAGACAAGGAUCCAUUACCUGAACUACCUAGCAAUUCAGACCUUUUAAAAUCAAGUCCAAUUGUAAAAUACGAAUCACAUGUGAAUUCAUUAAUAACUAAUUUGAAAAAUAAAUGUAUAAAUCUGAAUGCAAUGGUAUUUUUAUUAGGGUAUUUGGACACAAAAUACCGACCCUACAAAGCAGCAACAAAGCAAGAAUUAGUAGAAUCAUUCAAUUCGAUGUCGCCGACACCGUCCUCAUCUUCACUUUCCUCAUUUAGUGAAAAGGGAAGAGUUGUAUUAUCACCAUUUAAAACUCACAAAAGUCUUGAUAUCAAGUUAAUCUUCUAUCAUGAUUGGUAUCAUAAUUCACCACAUUUUAGAAAUCAAUAUUGCAAAACAACAAAUUCAGAGAAAACCACCCCCACCACCACAAUCGAUGAAUACCAAUUGAGAUUAGUAUAUGCGGCACAAAUUAUGAUGUUUCAGAUGAAUUCAUCUUCUACUACUAAUUCUUCGAAUCCUGUUUUUUUUGAUGCUGAUAAUGAGUUUUACAGUCAAACGUCCGAUAACACAUAUGACGAGCUUUUUGACAACCACAGCAAUAAUAAACAAAAUCACUAUACUAUGAUAGAUUUAAAUCAACAAUACACAGUUCCUGAUAUUUCAUCUUCUCCCAACGUUGAAGAUCUUACAAUGCUAAAUGCAACCAAUGCUGAAUGCAGUUUUAUAGUUGAAAAAAUCGGAACCCCUACAGCUAUAGACACUCAUGAUAUAAUAGAAGAUUCGGAAGACGAAUUACCUAUAAUCAGUACAAAUAGUAUGUCAACUUAG
This is a messenger RNA of Candida albicans SC5314, 1299 nucleotides long. RefSeq lists its product as uncharacterized. The coding region runs from base 1 to 1299 and encodes 432 amino acids. The transcript has a single exon. Lineage: Eukaryota; Fungi; Ascomycota; Pichiomycetes; Serinales; Debaryomycetaceae. The record is from RefSeq and is a predicted model, not a curated record.